UGUCCUGUGACCGGAAGUGACGCAAUGAUUAAAAACAUGCAGCGCUUUCUGAAAGAAAUAAGUGGAAAGGUCUCAUUAUGUUUAUUUUAAAUAAUAAAUAAGCUAACGUUAUUUACGCAACUACCAGAGCAAGCCGGACAUAUCUGGACAGCAUUUAACAGAGGGAAGUUAAUUUAGCUAGUGAUGGCAGCCUCGUUACCUCAGAAGCCAGGGAUGACAGGGAUGCCCUCUCAGCAGCAGCCCCACCUGCCCCCCAGUGCUGCCUCUGCUGCAGGUCAGCAGCCCAUGCCCCAUCAGGGGGCCCUGAGGGAGAUCUCCCCUGUUUUCCUCUGUCGGAUUGGACAGGAGACAGUCCAGGACAUUGUCACUCGCACCAUGGAGAUCUUCCAGAUCACACGAGCUACGCAGCUUCCUAAUGGCGUGACCCAGAGCCAGGCGAUGUACCAGGACCGCUUUGGGAAGCUCCAGGAACACCUACGGCAGCUCGCCCUGCUGUUCCGAAAGCUGCGGCUCCUGUACGAACGCUGUGUGGAGAUGACCUCUGACCUGCAGGAGGGGCCAUCAGAGCUUCUGCCAUAUGUUGGAGAGGAGCUGGUUUCUGUCAAAGUGGAGCCCUGCAGUUCUGCUGUCAACCAGGAGAGAAAAGAGGUUCUAGAGAAGGUACGCCAGAAGAACCAGGAGAUGAAGGUUCUGAUGGAUCAGAUGAGGAACCUGCUGUGGGACGUCAACGCCAUGCUGACGCUCAGGAAAUGACAGUUCCACCAGAUCCUCUCUCUUUUUAAGAGAUACAUUCCUCCACAGACGUAUGGACUGCCUAAUGGCAAAGACCAGGUGAAAUAAGGGAAUUUCUGUUGGAUUUGGAUUAUGGGACCUUUCACUUUGUGUGUUUUUUGUGUUGACACUUCAUCACUGAAACUCACAAGUCACAGAAGAGCUUCUGCUGUUUAGUAUGUAUCAUAUUGAAGUUGUUGAGGGGGAAACUAUUAUUUAGAUAGGGUCAUACUUAAUGAAAGCUUAAAAAAGGGUAACCUGAUACACUCCAAGGAAUCAUUCUCUUUUUGUACGUGGCAGCUGACAGCCUAGUUUAUGUUUGCCAAGUGCUCUACAACUUUGUCAAUGUGUUUAUUCAAAUAAGUUAUGGAUUCCUGUUUUAAGAUAAGAUUGAAUAAGACUGGAAACCUGUAUUGCCUCAGCUAAAACAAAAAAAAAGGUGUAUUGAUGGUGUUUAGCCUCUGGGUGCUGACUCGACACCAGACAGACUUGUAUUCAUUGCAGGUAAUUCUUCCAGUAAGCACAGAAGCUGAUCUGAUGACUGUGUUUACCACAGGAACAUUUGCCCUUAUUAUGCUUUGUCAGUUGUAAAAACACUGAGUUCAGAAUUCAAAUCAGCCCCUUGGCAGCUAUGUAUCUCAGGUGCUUUGUACAUAGGUGUGUGUGUUUGUGCAUGUGCUUAAUGAGAUUAGCUUCUUGAGUGCUAGACAGCACACCUGUUUACCCUGAGGGGGUUGAGAAUAGCUUGUCUGUGAAUUUAUUUUUGUAAACUGUGGGACAAAAGGUUGGCCUACUCGGUCAUUUCAGUUUUCUAUAAAAUAAACUUUUUUUUAAACAAAAUUUCUAAA
Molecule: messenger RNA, 1619 nt
Organism: Perca fluviatilis (European perch)
Lineage: Eukaryota; Metazoa; Chordata; Actinopteri; Perciformes; Percidae
Exons: 5
Coding region: 184-753 (189 amino acids)
Biological process (GO): positive regulation of DNA-templated transcription
Cellular component (GO): mediator complex
Molecular function (GO): transcription coregulator activity
Source: RefSeq, a predicted model, not a curated record